Messenger RNA from Penicillium angulare, 954 nucleotides. Its product is annotated as RTA1 domain-containing protein. The record is from RefSeq and is a predicted model, not a curated record. NCBI's taxonomy places the organism in Eukaryota, Fungi, Ascomycota, Eurotiomycetes, Eurotiales, Aspergillaceae. The transcript has 2 exons. Gene Ontology annotation, cellular component: membrane. Bases 1 to 954 code for a protein of 317 amino acids.
AUGGGACUCCACGGAAGUAACCUAUACAACUACUAUGUGCCUAGCCUACCGGCGGCCAUUGUCUUUGCCGCAUUAUUUGUCGUUCUCACGGCACUUCACACAUGGAAAAUAAUUUCCACCCGUCAAUGGUUCGGUAUCGCGAUCUUUGUUGGAGGAUUAUUUGAAAUUAUAGCCCUCGUAACACGAGCCUAUACACACAGCAAUACUGGCCAACUGGUGCCUUAUAUCAUCCAAUAUGUUCUGGUUCUUUUGGCACCAAUUCUUUUCACUGCUUCGGUCUACAUGUUCCUUGGUCGUGUGAUCCGUGUUUCCGGACAAGCCCAGCUCUCCCUCAUCCGCAUCAACUGGAUCACAAAGAUCUUUGUGGUUGGCGACAUUCUCUGCUUCUUGGUCCAAGCCUUCGGUGGUGUCAGCCUCGCCAAUCUCGCCAACUCUAACGAUAGCGAUGUCGGAACGAAAACAAACCGGGCCAAGGAUGUCAUCCUUGCUGGUCUUGCGCUGCAAGUCAUCUUCUUCCUGAUAUUUUCACUGUGCGCAGUCGUCUUCCACGUCCGAGUCUCCAAGCCCGGGAUCCGCGAAUCUAUCGACCCAUCACUCCGUCUUAACACAUUGCUUGUAUCCAUCUAUAUCACUGCUUUCCUCAUCACUGGACGUAACAUCUAUCGACUUGUUGAGUACAAGAGUGGUACAGGAGGCUACUUGCAAGAGCAUGAAUGGCCGACAUAUGGAUUGGACGUUGGGUUUAUGACCAUUUUCAUGAUCAUCACCUUCUUUUGGUACUAUGCCGAUACCAAGGCUCGCCUGGCUGGAAAGUACGGUUGCCUCAAUCCGGAGGAGAAGCUGUGGUCAGACAGCUUCCAGAAUGAAUUCCCUCUUGAUCAAGGCUAUGGAAAUACCCGCAAAGAGGCUGCUGAGAACAACUUCGAUCCCCGUCGACCUUGGGCCCGGGUUUGA